Messenger RNA from Alternaria rosae, 2273 nucleotides. Its product is annotated as S-adenosyl-L-methionine-dependent methyltransferase. Lineage: Eukaryota; Fungi; Ascomycota; Dothideomycetes; Pleosporales; Pleosporaceae. Gene Ontology annotation, molecular function: tRNA methyltransferase activity. The transcript has a single exon. The coding region runs from base 213 to 2087 and encodes 624 amino acids. Gene Ontology annotation, biological process: tRNA methylation. The record is from RefSeq and is a predicted model, not a curated record. Gene Ontology annotation, cellular component: cytoplasm.
CAGACGAGGUGGAUUAUGCAGAUGAUCCGGCAAAUUUGGCAGUUACGAUUCAAUACACGUGUCACCUGCGAAGGCUCUCAAGCGUGCCGUGCUCGUAUAGUGCUGCCCGAAGCUAGCAAGUGCACAAAUUCUACGUCAUGUUGCAUCGGCUUUCUCCAAUAACCCUCAGGACUCAACCUCGCCGUCAACACUCGAUUAGGUUCUGAUAAAUAAUGGAGGCCCAAACUUCCAAGGUCGUUCUUAUCGUGCCCAAACAGCAUGUCAAGACUGUGAAGUCUUCCCUGGAGCGGGCCGGACAACUUGACCGGAGCAGCAAGAUCGUACCUGACUUGGAUAGCGAGAGAGUACCAAGUGCAGUUGAGAGUUCGACUGGUUCGAGGCAAGGAGCUGAUUUAUCAAACUCAUUCCAAUCUGAAGCAAGCACUAUGGCAUCACCAGGAGAAGCCUCCCAGGCAUCUUCAAAUCUCACACAGCAAUCACGCUUUCCAAGGCUACAUUUCGACGUGAUCAGCGGCGAAUAUGUCGACCACUCAUUAUUACAAGAUAGAUCUCAGCAUGGAGACCAGACAGCCGGAGAUCAGCUCUCGAGCCUGGCAGCUGAGGCGCCUGGUGACCGCGACAGUCGUAUUACAUUUCCCACCCUGCAGUUCGACGUGGUUAGAGGAGAGUAUAUCGAGCCUUCCACGAUGAUUACGGAAGGCGAAAAGGCUACGGAGUCUGUUCAACAACGCAUGCGUAUUCCCACCAAUAUUCCGUACACUACGAAAAUGGACGGCUCAAACGAGAUCUUGGACGCGGACGAUUUGAUGUUCAGGAUAACAGAAGAUCUCGCACUGGAAGAGCUUUCCAAAGACAUAUAUAUCUCCCAUCACGUCCCGAGCCCGGCAGUAUCCCUGCACGCAGCUCACAGAAGUCCUGUUCAUAAGGCUUUAGAAACCGCGCUCGCCUUGUUCCUGGAUCUUGCAUCUUUAUCAAGCAAGCUUACAGUCGAAGUACUUGUUACAGCGUUCCCGGAUGGAUAUUCAAUAUACAAGCCCAUGCUUCUUCUUCCGCACAACGCCUUAUCUUCCGCACCGUGGCGAACUCUCAUCGCCAUCUAUCCAGUAGACUCAGACAGCAUGAAAGCGGUAUGGCGGGAUGUUGCAGGAUCAGUGGGUGCGACACAUAUCGCCAUCAAUGCGCCUAUACCGAUAUCCACAUCUUCGACAUCAGUGUCAGCGAUCGCUGCGACUGGCAAAGAAAACGUACUACGUAGCCCAGCUAAUCUCACACCUCUAUACGGCAAUUUCGGUCCUGCACCGACACCGCAAACCAUAACCUCACCAUCAGAAACAGACUUUGAUGACGCUCUAUGGGUGACUGCACGCCAAAACGGCAUUUGGCAAACUUGGGCACCGCUCUACACGAUGUUUAGCCGUGGCAAUGUCAAUGAGAAAGCAAGGAUCUUGAAUCUUCCUUCAGUGAACGAUCUGGAUGUUGCAUCAACAGCCGUCGAUCUUUACGCUGGAAUCGGCUACUUUGCUUUCUCGUACAAGAAGAGUGGAGACGGCCGGCAUGCAGGCGUCAAGCAAGUUGCAUGCUGGGAGAUAAAUCUGUGGAGUGUUGAAGGACUACGGAGAGGAGCAGAGAUGAAUGGUUGGACCUGCCGAGUACUCAAAGGCACAGACAUAGCACGAAUUCGUGGAACUUCCGCAGUGGACGAUCCCUACUUCCACCAAGCUGAUCUUCUGGUCUUUCAGACAAGCAAUGAGAGUGCUGAGACGGACUACGCGUUGCUUCCAUUGCCUAAGCCACCUGUUCGGCAUGUCAAUCUUGGCUUGCUACCUUCCUCCAAGCUCUCCUGGGAUGUUGCGGUUGCGAUGCUUGACAAGCAGCUUGGAGGGUGGAUCCAUGUGCAUGAGAAUGUUAGCGUCAAAGACGUCGAGACGAAGCGAGAAACUAUAGAAGAAGACUUUCGGAGCUUGGUGGGCAGGGACAAUGCCAUAACGGAAAGGAAGGUCCAGGUGGAGCAUGUGGAGAGAGUGAAGAUGUACGCACCGGGUGUUGUGCACUGUGUGUUUGAUGUCAUGAUUGGAGGCGGUACCUAACAUACUUUGAGCAUCCGUCUAUUGUCAAUACCGCGGUAUGGCUGCCAAUAUAUAGAGCUAGACAUGAGCUAAACCAAGAGACUACUUAAGACCUGGAUAUACACCACACGGCUCUAAAUCUCACCGAGUCUUACUUGUAUACUAGCAUGGCAUGUGGAUUUCUCGCACUUCACUAAUUGAAACAAU